This is a messenger RNA of Salarias fasciatus (jewelled blenny), 1668 nucleotides long. Its product is annotated as mucin-3B-like. Lineage: Eukaryota; Metazoa; Chordata; Actinopteri; Blenniiformes; Blenniidae. The record is from RefSeq and is a predicted model, not a curated record. The transcript has 12 exons. The coding region runs from base 1 to 1668 and encodes 555 amino acids.
AUGUCUAUAGAUCAGACAGAGAAAUCAACGGAAAGCCAGCAAACAUCAGCAUCAACAACAUCCGUCUCCACAGAGCUACAAUCUUCCACUGAGUCUUUGGUGACUCCCACAGAAACACCCCAUGGUUAUGUAGUGAGUACCAGCACGACUAAGAGUCAACCAACCAGCUGGGGAACCACAGAAGCAGUGCUGUCUUCAUCUACUGAAACAGACGCGAUUUCGAUUGAGACGGCAAGGACAACAAAAUCAAUGGAAUCAACGUCAGUCACAACCACAAUGACAGAAAGCACAGAACGCCGAACAACUGCUUCCUCUACAUUUACGCCUCAGACGAGUAAGGUUCCUCAAGCAUCAACUGCGACCACCACAGGAACAACACUGACGUCGAUCGAAACAACCACUUUCACAGAAAGCACAGAAGGUCCAUCAACUGCUGGCUCUACAUUUCAGACUCAGAUGACCACGGUUCCUCAAACAUCUACUGCACUCAACACGGGAACAACACUGACAUCUAUCGGUCAGACAGAGACAUCAACAGCGAGCCAGCAAACAUCAGCAUCAAUGACGUCCUUCUCCACAGAGCUUCAAUCAUCCACUGAAACUCUUACAUCAACAGCGAGCCAGCAAACAUCAGCAUCAAUGACGUCCUUCUCCACAGAGCUUCAAUCAUCCACUGAAACUCUUUGUACAGACUGUCAGUGUAAUGGAUUACUGUGCAUAUUUAAUGUGACACUUGGAGCCUGCCAGUGUCAGUGUCAAGAAUUCGUCUUUGGAGACGAAUGCGUUCUUGGAGUAAAUGACACCUCUAUCAUCAUUGACACAGGGGCAAUCCCGACUCGACAAGCAAAUGUUACUCUGAUAAUCAACGUCACUUAUGUGGAUGCAUUUAAUAACAUGAGUUCAGCAGAAUCUUUAGAGUUCAUCGCUAAAUUGGAAGAGCAGCUUGGCACUCUUUGCAAACAAGCAGACCCACAAACCUAUGAAACAGUCAAGGUCAAGAAGUUGUUACCAGGAUCUGUUGUCGCAGACAGCGUGGCAGUUUACAAAUAUCCAAACAAUGACAGUCACAUCCAGUUCAUCAACACUCAGCUUGAAGAAGUCCUGACUGUCAUUCUGAAUGACACUGCCAACCUCAUCAAGAUUUCACAGGCGUUUGGUAAUGAAAGCAUCCAGCUCAAUCAAGUCACCUUCCAGGCCCCUCCAAUUGCAAAUAUCAGUAACCUGGAACCUUACGUGAACUGCGAGUUUGCUAACUACACGGCUGAGAUAAUCAACAGUCAGUGGCAGUGUGUGGGACCUUGCAAAACCAUCCCUGAUUACUGCAAUCGGCAUGGAGACUGUCACAAUCAUAUCGACGACGGGCCAAUCUGCGAUUGCUAUCAAAACAACUUCGAGCAGUAUUAUGGUCCAAGAUGUGAGCUUUUCCGACGAGGUCCAGGAUUCUAUGGGGCGCUGUUUGGAUCACUGGCGGGCGCACUCCUGCUCUUGAUCAUCAUCAUCGUUAUCAUUGUCAUCAUUGUGAAAAGAAGGUAUAAGAACAUUUGGAGAAGCGACUCCUAUGAUAAGCAACUGUUUGAUUUUGAGGAAGACUUCUUUGACUUCACCAAUAAAGGAGAACCGAAUUAUGGAGUCGCAGGCAGUUACUCAUCAAAAGGAUUCAGGCCAUAA